This is a messenger RNA of Schizophyllum commune H4-8, 1944 nucleotides long. RefSeq names its product dihydroxyacetone kinase. The transcript has 8 exons. The record is from RefSeq and is a predicted model, not a curated record. Lineage: Eukaryota; Fungi; Basidiomycota; Agaricomycetes; Agaricales; Schizophyllaceae. Gene Ontology annotation, cellular component: cytosol. The coding region runs from base 57 to 1823 and encodes 588 amino acids. Gene Ontology annotation, biological process: glycerol catabolic process. Gene Ontology annotation, molecular function: glycerone kinase activity; ATP binding.
CCCACAUAAAAGACCUGAUACUCGAUGCGAUUUUCAUUCUUCUCCUCCUGACCGCCAUGUCCAUCAACAGCAAGCACUUCUUGAAUACCCCUGAGACGCUCGUCGUCGACUCGCUUGAGGGCCUCGCGAAUAUCAACCCGAAGCUUUCCCUUGACAAGCAGAACAAGAUCCUCCACAUCGCGAAGCCGGACAGAUCUAAGGUCGCGAUCAUCUGUGGUGGUGGAAGUGGACAUGAACCCGCGCACGCAGGCUUCGUUGGUGAUGGCAUGCUGACUGCUGCGGUUGCUGGAACUGUGUUCGCCUCACCAAACUCCUCCCAAGUCCGUCGCGGCAUCGAUAUCGUGGACAACGACAAGGGAACCCUCAUCAUUGUCAAGAACUACACUGGUGACGUUCUCAACUUCGGUCUCGCGAAGGAGCAGUAUGCCGCGCUCCGCCCCGACAAGGCAGACAAAGUCAAGUUCAUCACCGUCGGCGAUGAUGUCGCCGUCACUCGCUCGCAGGGCAAGAUUGUCGGUCGCCGCGGUCUCGCGGGAACCGUGCUCGUCUACAAGAUCGCCGGUGCGCUCGCUCAGAAGGGCUUGAGCCUCGACGAGAUCUACAACGUCUCGCAAUAUGCUGCCAACCGCGUCGCCUCGAUCGGUGUUGGUCUUGAGCACUGUCACGUCCCGGGAACGGCAGCGACCACUUCGCACUUGUCAGCGGACGAGAUUGAAAUCGGCAUGGGCAUUCACAACGAGAGCGGCGUCAAGCGCCUCAAGCCCGCACCUGCGUUGUCGGAACUCCUUCCUCAAUUGCUUGACCUCCUCACCUCGACCUCAGACCCCGAGCGGUCGUUCGUGCCCUUCAAGGGCAACGAUGAGGUCGUCCUUCUCGUGAACAACCUUGGUGGUGUUUCCGAGCUCGAGCUUGGUGCAGUCGUCGCAGAGGCACGUCGUCAACUAGACAAGCGUGGCCUCAAGGCCCUCCGCGUCCUCGCUGGCACCUACAUGACCUCUCUCAACAUGCCUGGAUUCUCCCUCACCCUCCUCCUUCUUCCCACCGCUGGCGAGAAGGACGCACCCUCAAAGGAGACCAUCCUCUCCGCCCUCGAUGCCAAGGCUGAUGUCCCCGGCUGGAAGUGGUCAUCCGCCUCCCCUGCUCCUGAGCAGGUCGCCUUCACUCCUGCAGCUGCCGCGCAGACGCAGAAGCCCACUGGCUCCCCCAUCAAGGCCAGCGACCCCUCUGGCUUCGUCGCGGGUAUCAAGCGCGCCUGCGAGGCUCUCAUCGCCGCCGAGCCCAAGAUCACCGAGAUGGACAACAUCGCAGGCGACGGCGACUGCGGUCUCACCCUCAAGGCCGGCGCGGAGGGUGUGCUCGCGAAGAUCUCUUCCGGCGCGAUCACGGGCGACAACAUCGUCCAGAGCGUGAUUGCGAUCGCGCAGGUCGCGGAGGAGGCGAUGGGCGGGACGAGCGGCGCACUCUACUCGAUCUUCUUCUCCGGCCUCGCGCGCGGCAUCCAGAGCUCGUCCGGGACGGCGACGCCGGAGGACUGGGCGCGGGCGCUGACGUUCGCGCUGCAGAACCUGUACACGUACACGCGCGCUCGCCCGCCGUCGCGCACGCUCGUGGACCCGCUUGACGCGUUUGUCACACCGCUGUCGAAGAGCACGGACUUCCCGGCGGCGGUGAAGGCGGCGGCUGAGGCAGCGGACAAGACGAAGGACCUGGCGGCGAAGGCUGGGCGUGCGGCGUACGUAGAGGGCGACCGGUUGAAAGAGGAGAAGAUCCCCGACCCGGGCGCGUGGGGUGUGAAGACGGUGUUGGAGGCGAUCUUCAACUGAGCGCCGGGUGUUGUGUGGGGUAAAUCUGCAAAAUGAAUGUAUUGUAGUGUAUCUUAUUGUCGUCGUACUAGAUCUUGCUUACGCGCUGACCCGUUUGCAAUGCACUUGACUAUCGGAGGGA